Molecule: messenger RNA, 851 nt
Organism: Procambarus clarkii (red swamp crayfish)
Lineage: Eukaryota; Metazoa; Arthropoda; Malacostraca; Decapoda; Cambaridae
Source: RefSeq, a predicted model, not a curated record
UAAUCAUAAGGAGAGAGCAUUAAAUUCUCCUGCUAUCAUCUUCACGCUAUCAUCUGGUGGUGCUCGUAUCGCUGAGAUAACCACAUAAUCUCUCAGUCAUACUUCAAGUUUUGUUAAGUGUGGAGGCAGCGCAUUCACCACCACCGCCAUCAUGUCCAGCCUCAAGCUCAUACCAUGCCGGGCGGGGUCCCAGUGCCCCUCCCCUGUGACUGUGUCGGGAGGAGCCCCAGCCUCCACGCCCCUGGUGGCAGCAGCAAGACACAAUGGUGGCAUCAUACCCGGGGUGGUCAUGCCCAGCUCCACUGCCUGCCACAUACCCUGGGGCGGCCAAGCCAUUGCCAAAACCGAGUAUUUUGUGCUGAGCAACCCUGGAGGUGCAGCGUUGGUAUGGGAGAGGGCCAGCCAUGGUUCAAUACCCCAGGGUGCCCUGCAGGGAGGCCACUCCGAGACGGGGGAACCUCUCUAUUUUGGCCGCUUCAACUACGCCGGCUCCAUCAUCAGUGGGGUGGUCCAACCAAGUCAUCAAGUAUGCUACGUACCGUACUGGGGCCAAGCAACCUCCAAUGUCACCUACGAGGUUCUCUGUCUGAAGACUGUCCCCUUGGCCAGCCUCGGUCUCCAGUGAAGUUCACUCUCGUUAACAUCAUAUGGUCAUAUUUAAGUUUUCUUUCUUUAUGUAUUUGAUUCAUACAGUACAGUACUAUUAACAGUGAGCAUGUAUAUAAUGGGUUUUCAUAUCUCCCAUUGUAAUAUUUCAUAGAGGAUACGUUUACUGUACCUAUAUUCCAUAUUCUCUAUGCAUAACUGUACAAUUUUUGUAAAAAUGUUAAAAUAAAACGAGAUAAAGAACA